GGUUCAUUUGUAUCAGCAACCAAACUAUCCGGACUGCUUUUUUGGUCAGGCGAUUUACGCGCUUCUGUGAUAUGCCGUACGGAUUGCUUUUUUCCCUAUUGGAAUGCCCUAAUGUGAAGCUUCGCAAGCCACGUUUUGUGACAUGGCCAUCCUCCAUGGCAGUUUUCAUGUUCUUUUUGGUGACAUACUUCCUUAUUACCGGAGGAGUUGUUUAUGAUAUGAUCGUGGGCCCCCCAAGCAUGGGAUCGGAAACCGAUGCGAGAGGAAAUCAACGACCAGUUGCCAUAAUGGCCUGGAGAAUGAAUGGACAGUACAUACUGGAGGGAUUGGCCGCAAGUUUCAUGUUCACACUUGGUAGCAUCGGUUUCAUGGUAGUGGACAGAGCAAAUGAAGCACGGAUCUCGAAACUUAACCGAGUUAUCUUAAUCGCUUUCGGUAUCAGUUGUAUUUUGGUAUCUUUCAUUACUCUGAGAAUAUUUAUGAAGACCAAGUUGCCUUCCUACAUGAGAUGAUUUACGGACUGAUCAUGGACAGCAAUUGUUUGUACGCUUUUUAUGGUUAUUGCAAUGAUAUUUGGUUCUUAUCAA
This is a messenger RNA of Dicrocoelium dendriticum, 587 nucleotides long. NCBI's taxonomy places the organism in Eukaryota, Metazoa, Platyhelminthes, Trematoda, Plagiorchiida, Dicrocoeliidae. The record is from the annotation of a GenBank genome assembly.